UUGCGCCCCAUUUUCCGGACUUGUGCAGGAUUCAAGACCUGAGAAAAUGGCGUUGGCAGCAAUUGAUCCACAGCAGAACAUUGUAUCGAGGGUUGUCAAUCUUCCCUUGGUGAGCUCUACCUACGACAUGGUGUCCACAGCUUAUAGCACUACAAAGGAUAACCAUCCUUAUCUGAAGUCAGUAUGUGAGAUAGCAGAGAAAGGAGUGAAGACAAUUACUUCGGUAGCCGUGACAAGUGCUAUGCCUAUCAUCCAGAAACUGGAGCCACAAAUUGUUGUUGCCAACAACUAUGCAUGUAUAGGUCUAGACAAAAUUGAGGAGAGACUGCCGAUACUGAAUCAACCCACUGACAAGGUUGUCGCCAAUGCCAAGGGUGUAGUUGUUGGAGCCAGAGAAGCUGUAACAACCACUGUGUCUGGUGCCAAGGAAACUGUUGCUCACACGAUCACUGGAGUUAUGGGCAAGACUAAAGAAGCAAUGCAAGACAGUGUAGAAAUGACCAAGUCAGUUGUCAAUGGCAGCAUUAACACUGUCCUGGGAAGUCGUGUGCUGCAAAUGGUGAGCAGUGGAGUGGACAGUGCUCUCACUAAAUCGGAGACCCUUGUAGACCAGUAUCUCCCACUUACAGAAGCAGAACUAGAGAAAGAAGCAGCAAAAGUUGAAGGUUUUGAAACUGGAGUUCAAAAGCCAAGCUACUACAUUAGACUAGGAUCCCUGUCUUCAAAGUUCCGCACACGUGCCUACCAACAAGCCUUAAACAAAGUCAAUGAUGCUAAGCAGAAAAGCCAGGAGACCAUCUCUCAGCUCCACCACACUGUUAAUCUGAUCGAGUAUGCCAGAAAGAACAUGAAUAGUGCCAAUCAGAAACUUCUUGAUGCUCAGGAAAAGCUGUAUCAGUCCUGGGUAGAAUGGAAGAAAAAUACAGGCCAAAAUGAUGGUGAUGAACUGCAGAGCGCUGAGCUUAUUGAGUCAAGAACUCUAGCUAUAGCACGGAGCCUCACUCAGCAGCUUCAGACCACCUGCCUCACACUGGUUUCAAGCCUACAGGGGCUACCACAGAAUGUGCAGGAUCAGGUUUACAGUGUUGGGUCAAUGGCAGGUGAUGUCUACCAGAGUUUUCUGUCUGCAUCUUCCUUCCAAGAAUUAUCAGACAGCUUUCUUGCCACUAGCAAAGGACAGCUGAAGAAAAUGAAGGAGUCUCUGGAUGAUGUGAUGGAUUAUCUUGUAAACAACACACCGCUCAACUGGCUGGUUCCAGAUUUCACUAUUACAGACCUGUCUUCAGAGUCAGAUGAUAUCCCAAACAUUCUGGAUUUGGAUGAAGAAGAUCAGCAAGACUUUUCACGCACAAAUGGCCCUUACACUACAGGGCAAAGAGCUGAAUAAAGAGCAGCAUAAAAACAUCUUUUUGAUACAAUGUACUUCUGCCAUGUUUAACUUAGAUUUCUCCUUUCUAAAGAUGAACCUAUCCUAGUUUAGGGAUUUUGGGGAUAUUUUUUUUUGAUCACUACUGGUUUAGUUACAUCAAAAUUAUAUAUAUAUAUAUAUAUAUAUUUUUUCUAUGUAAAGAAUGCAUGCUACAUUAAUUCAUUAGAAUGGGUGUAAAGCUCACAUUCUGCAAACCAGAUACAACCUAACAGUGUAUCCAACUGAUCAAGUCUUUGUUGAUGAUUUGUUCUCUGGCUGACAGCAGCCAUAAGAACACUCGAGUGCUUUUCAUAAAGGGCUGCCAACAAUAGGAGUUGAUGAGGAUUUGCCCACAAAAUUUCCCCUUUCACUCUACAUGAGAAGCACUUCUGCAUCUACCUCUUUGCUGCUGGAAUGGGUAAGAGACUUUGUCUCAAAUUCUCUCAGGUUCUCUUUGUUAGGCUCUGUACCUAGAGAGCUUAGAAGCUUAGGGCUUGCCUUUGGCGAGAGUGCUAUAUGCACAAAAGGAUUCCCUUUCUCUCUACAUGCCUUCUGUGUGCAAACAUUCUUGACAUUCUGCACCAUCUUGACAUUAUCAACUGUGGGGCCUGAGACUAAAAUAAGGUAAAUGCUUAAAAAGGAGUUUUGUCAGGAAUAAGGAUGACAGUUAAAAAACAAGGCAGGAAAGACUGUGAGAAGUAAAGAAAAAAUAGAGGUCAGUGAGAUACAAACAGAUGUGGGCCAAAAGAAAAUUGAAAAAAGAUAGACAACUGGAGGGUAGGGAUACUUCUUAUGACAGUAAUGAUCUUCCUAUGUUUAAACACAAUCUCAAGUAUUUGCAAAGGAAUACUGAAUCUGCAUUUGGUUGCACAUGGUGACUUCUGUAGGAGUUGGGGUGAAUGGAACCAGACUGGAGGCAGGUUUGUUCAGCUUCUUUCUAAGGAUCAGGCUGAUGCUCCGCAGAGCACUGCCGGUGUCACUGCAGCGAAUCAGGAGGUGCUGCACAGUGCUACAGCCACUGAAGCAUUGCACAGCGGGUAGGAUUGCUGCGAGGUUGGCACCCACUCUCUCUCGUUAUGUAAUGCUUGGUUGUUGUGAAAACUCUGAAGUGUAGUCACUGAAAUGCCUUGGAAUAAACAUUUGAACCACA
Neopsephotus bourkii (Bourke's parrot) is the source of this 2558-nucleotide messenger RNA. It is a transcript of the gene PLIN2, whose product is annotated as perilipin 2. Gene Ontology annotation, cellular component: cytosol; lipid droplet. The record is from RefSeq and is a predicted model, not a curated record. Lineage: Eukaryota; Metazoa; Chordata; Aves; Psittaciformes; Psittacidae. The transcript has 9 exons. Bases 47 to 1387 code for a protein of 446 amino acids. Gene Ontology annotation, biological process: lipid storage; positive regulation of triglyceride storage.